GAAUGGCGGCUGCGUGAUCGUCUUAAAACUGUAUCGGUAUCGCUUGUCCUCUGUUUGAAUAUCGGCGUGGAUCCUCCCGAUAUUGUCAAACCUAAUCCUUGUGCCCGUAUGGAAUGCUGGAUCGAUCCUUUUUCUCUCCCAACCCAAAAGGCAUUGGAGGCAAUUGGUCGUAAUCUGCAGCAGCAGUACGAGGUGUGGCAGCCGCGAGCAAGAUAUCGUCUGUCAUUAGACCCUUCAAUCGAGGAAACAAAAAAGCUUUGCUGCUCUUUGCGCAGAAAUGCAAAGGAUGAACGUAUCUUGUUUCAUUACAAUGGACAUGGUGUUCCUAAGCCUACACCGGGCGGUGAAAUCUGGGUCUUCAACAAAAACUACACUCAAUAUAUUCCUGUUUCUGUGUAUGAUAUUCAAACAUGGCUUGGAUCUCCUUGUAUUUUCGUGUAUGACUGCAGCAAUGCAGGCAAUAUUCUUGUUGCAUUCGACAAGUUUGCAACUCAACGAGACUGGGAAAUGAUGCGCGACGCGAAAUCUGCAGAGGCUGCCAAUGGAUCGGCUGUUAAGUGUAUUCAACUGGCUGCUUGUCAGCCUCACGAGAUUCUUCCCACAUCGCCCGAUCUCCCUGCAGAUUUAUUCACAUGCUGUCUAACAACCCCAAUCGAAAUUGCAUUGCGCUGGUUUGUCUUGCACAACGAUCUGGGAAGUAAAAUCACCUCGAACAUGAUUUUAAAAAUUCCUGGAAAACUGGCUGAUCGUCGUACUCCUUUAGGCGAACUCAACUGGAUCUUUACUGCCAUUACAGACACAAUCGCAUGGAAUGUAUUAUCUCCGGCAAUGUUUCAAAAACUAUUUCGGCAAGAUCUUAUGGUUGCUGCUCUUUUUCGCAACUUUCUUCUUGCUGAUCGUAUCAUGAGGUUCUACAAAUGCCAUCCCAUGUCUAGUCCAGUGCUUCCUGAAACGUAUCGCCAUCCUAUUUGGGACGCCUGGGAUCUGGCUGCAGACCAAUGCUUGCGUCAAUUACCUGCUCUUUUGGAAAGUGAGGCGGCACCAGCUGAAUCCACAGAUCCUAAAUCUACCUCGACAACUCCUGUAAAAAAAACAGAGUACAAGUAUAGUACCUUUUUUGCCGAACAGCUAUCCGCCUUUGAAGUUUGGCUUCGAAAAGGACCUAUAUCUCGUAAACCUCCGCAACAGCUUCCUAUUGUCCUGCAAGUACUGCUUAGUCAAGUACAUCGUCUUCGUGCUUUAAUGCUAUUGAGCAAAUUCCUUGAUCUGGGACAAUGGGCAGUCAAUCUGGCACUUUCCGUUGGCAUCUUUCCCUACGUGUUGCGAUUACUGCAAAGUCCAGCAGGAGAGCUUAAACCAGUUCUUGUAUUUAUUUGGGCUAAAAUUCUUGCUGUAGAUCCAUCAUGUCAAAAUGAUCUUAUCAAGGACAAUGGGUACACUUAUUUCAUCAACAUCCUCUCCGCAGACAAUACCAAUAUGCCGCAAAUCUCCAAUCUGUCUGAGCAUCGGGCCAUGUGUGCAUUUAUUCUUUCUGUAUUUUGCCACAACUAUCGCUUUGGACAGCAAGCUUGUUUGAAAACGGAUCUUUUGCAAGCUCUUGUGCCACAUCUAGAAGAUAAAGAUCCUCUUUUAAGACAGUGGGCAUGUGUGUGUCUAUCUGAGUUGUGGAAGGGAUACACUGAUGCCAAAUGGGUUGCUAUUGGACGCAAACUACCAGAUAUGCUAGCACACAUGCUAAAUGAUCAAGUCACCGAGGUACGCGCUGCAGCCAUGGCCGCUGUUGGCACACUUUUUGGAGAUCUAGAAAAAACACAGCCAGUACUACUGAUUGAGCGCAAGAUGGCCAUGUUUAUUUUAAAAUGUCAUUUGGAUGCAUCGGCACUUGUCAGACUCGAGCUGGUAGUUGCUCUUUCUAGGUUCACUCAACAGUAUAUAACACAUUUUGUCAGAGUAGCUCAGGAUUUACUCGAAUUUGAAAAAAAACGGUCGGCAGCGACCUUGGAUGAGCCUGGCAAUCAUAGCUCUGUCUAUACUAUAGUAUGGAAAGCACUAUUGAAUCUUUCAGUAGAUCCAGCAAAAAACAUUGCUCAGUUGGCAUCGCAGGUAGUGGACAAGAUCCAUUACCAGUUAUUUAUGACAUCUUCAAGUGAUCCCCGAGUUUUGCAAUCGCUUUUACCCUCUCUCGGUUCCGUCAAUCGUCCGCGUCCAUCAUCCAUUGCUGGCAUGCUUCCAUCUGGUAGCACUCCCAGUUUACAGUCACAUUAUAACCAGCAGCAACUCACGCAUCAAAACAGUCAGGCCAUUAAACGUUCGACAUCAUUUGUAACAUCGUUGCGAAAUCUUGCUGGGUUAAUGGUGGGGAGCUACGGUGCACAGUCUGAAACUACGCCUCCACAAUCAACCAAUGGAGUAUCUACCCUAAUGCGAGGUGCAUUGAAUCAGUCUGGUAAUGUUCAACAUGUUGGAUCUCCUAGUCUGCAUGCUCCUAGUGUGUAUCCGACGCAUGCAAUCACUGUCCAAUCUACAUUCUAUGAAUGGAGCUGUGCCUAUUUUAGUGAACCUCAAAUGAGAGUUCCUGAUGUUGAUGAUCCUGGAAGUGUCAAGUUUAUAGAAAGACAAUGGCGUCGUGAACGCAAUCUCAAAGUGAUUAGAGAGACCGAUGUGUUGUAUACUUACUCAUCUACUGGGAAAUUUGAGGAGCACAUUGGUAAUGUCCAGACUGAUCGACCCGCUCAUUUAAGCAUGUUUCAUUCAUAUGAGCCACUUGUUGUUACUGCUGACGAGCAGGUGAUUUCCGUUUACGACUGGCAAACAUCAACCAAAGUCAAUACGUUUUCGAAUGAUAACCCUAAAGGCAGCCGCAUUACAUCUAUGCAGUUCAUCAAUGAAGAGGAUGUGGCGUUGCUCUUGGCGGGAUCGGAUGAUGGUUUGAUUCGACUGUAUCGCAAGUUUGAUCAGCCAGAAGUUGAGCUUGUUUCUGCGUGGCGUGGACUUUCUGACAUUUUGCCAGGAUCAAGAGGUAGUGGAUUGCAUUGCAAAUGGCAACAAAGUAAUGGAUACUUGUUUGUUGGUGGUGAUUCGCGGGUGAUCAAAGUAUGGGAUGCUGAAGAAGAGUUGUGUGUUCAAGAAAUGCCAACCAGAUCGGUUAGCCAGGUUACUGGGGUUUCAGUUGAUCCUUCUGGCAUUAUGCUUUUAGUUGGAUUUAUUGAUGGAAGCGUGAAGCUAUAUGAUCGUCGACUUCCACCUACAGAAUGCAUGAUAGCAAACUUUUCGGAAUCGCAGAGCCGUGUACUGCAAGUAGCCUAUGUUGGAUACCAACAUCAAGAAUUUCUUAUGGGUACGGCCAAUGGUGAUGUUAUGUUAUGGGACAUUCGACAGCGUGCAAGAACACUCAAGAUUGAUGCUGGCAUUACGGAUGUUGAGAUUAACGGAUUUAGCAUUCAUGAACACGGAUUACUUGUUGGAUGCGGAUCCAAUACCCAAAACAUUCGUGUUUUAAAUCUUAUGGGCGAAACAGUUGGUGCAAUUCGAUACAACGAAGGUUUCUUACAACGCCAGGCUUCACCCAUUCAUUCCCUUGCAUUCCAUCCUCGCCGACUAGUUCUUGCUGUCAAUACAGCCACAUCAGUUUCGUUUUUCAAAUCAAAUGCACAGAAUUUUGUAUCUUCGUUUUAAAACUGCACUAUCUGGAUCAAAGUGAGCAAUUUAUCAUUUCAUUAGUCAAGUUUUUAAUUUUGGCAGUUUUAUUACUGAUUUGAAACUCAAGUGUGUGCCAACUCCUUACUCGACAUAAUAAAAUAUACAAUGUUGUC
Batrachochytrium dendrobatidis JAM81 is the source of this 3812-nucleotide messenger RNA. RefSeq lists its product as uncharacterized. The coding region runs from base 109 to 3675 and encodes 1188 amino acids. Gene Ontology annotation, molecular function: protein binding; protein-macromolecule adaptor activity. Lineage: Eukaryota; Fungi; Chytridiomycota; Chytridiomycetes; Rhizophydiales. Gene Ontology annotation, cellular component: TORC1 complex; cytoplasm. The record is from RefSeq and is a predicted model, not a curated record. Gene Ontology annotation, biological process: regulation of autophagy; positive regulation of cell growth; cellular response to starvation. The transcript has 10 exons.